AUGAUGAAGUGUGGUGUGUGUGUGUUUCAGGAAGAGAUUGAGGAGAUGGGAAGGAGGGGAUUGCUGAGAAUUGGAGAUUCACACAAUAUAUACCGACCAUAAAUUUCUGGAGAAAUAUUUUUAGAUAUAGUCAGAAUAUGGGAUUAUAAAAGAAAAUUUUAAUUUGAGAAACAUUAUAUUUAAAGAAAUAAGAAAUUCUCUAAUAUGAAUUAAGUCUCAUCCAGUGUAAGUUUGAAGGCUCCUCUGUUGAAUGAAGGGGAGGUAGAAGCUACGAGAUUGGUCAAGAAAUCAAGGCGAAAUAGGGCGGGAGUGAUAUCGCAGUUGUUCUUCGCUUGGGUCUAUGGUACCAUAGAUGUAAAAUUGAAUUCUUAAUUAGAUUGCAUCGAAAGUGACUUUGGAAAAUGAUAUGAUUGAGGAUCUUAGAUUUGAGGACACGAGUGAACAAUUAUAUUACAGAUUCAUGAAGCACUUUGAAAAGAGAAAAAACGAGAAGAAUGGAUUGAUUUGGUCAUUGAUUGGCGUGUCUUUGGGAUAAUGCAUCUUCGUAUUCAUAGUGAUGUUGUUUACUGUUGGGACCUCUUUGUUGAAUCCUCUAUUGAUAAAAUGGACUAUACAAUAUUUGAUGGAGGAGGACAAAGAGACUUAGCAAGGAAUAAUUCUGAUUUUCAGCAUUAUAGGCGUGAGAAUAAUAUCAGUGAUCUGUCAGCAGCACUCGUUUUAUUAGAUAGUAAUGAUACAUGAUAUAUAUUUUUAGAGAUUAGUUGGGUAUGAUUGGAUGGGUAUUUUAUCGAUGGCAUUGUUGGGUAAGAGCAUGAAUGUUUCAUAUCAGAGCAACAAAGAACACACAAGUGGAUAGGUCUUGAAUUAUAUGCAAGUGGACGCGAUGAAACUCCAAUGGUUCGGAUGGUACAUGUCAUAAGUUAUGUUGAUGCCCUUACAGAUUGGAAUUUCUAUCUAUAUGAUGUUCAAAUUUAUAGGAGUGGCAUUCUUGGGUGGAUUGGGAGUGAUAUUAUUGACUGCAUUCUUUAACAUUUUUGUAGGCAAGAAGAUGUUUGAGUAUCAAAUUCUGAUGAUGAAAGACAAAGAUAAGAGGACCAAUUGUGCUAAUGAGAUCUUUUAAUAAAUCAAAUUCAUCAAGGUCAAUGCUUAUGAAGAGUAUUUCAGAUCAAAAUUAACCAAAUUCAGAAAUCAAGAAAUCAAGACUCUGAAAACUAGAUUCUUCGCAUCUUGUCUGAAUAUCUUAUCAGUUUGGUUGAGUCCUAUGUUAAUUUUAAAUGCCACCUUUGUAAUCUAUGUGGCCAUUGGAAAUGAUCUUACUCCAGCCAACACAUUUGCCAUCAUCAGCUUGUUCCAGAGUCUUCAAGGACCCCUUCUAUUUUUACCUAUGGCUCUGAAUGCUUUGAUCGAAGCCAACAUCUCCUUUAAAAGAGUGCAGAGUUUCCUAUUAACAAAUGAAUUGAUGAGUGAUUGCAUCACCAAUUCUAGUCAAUCCCAUUUAGAUUUGAUGUACCAAAAAGGAUUGACUGUCAAUGAUUCCAGAUCUCAAAUGAACUCCUAAGUCAUGAGAACAGAAAUUGAUAAUGAUAUUGCUAUCAGAAUAGACUAAGGAACCUUCUACUGGUCAAAAUACAAAGAAUAACCUUAACAACCUCCUUAACCUCCUACUGCCAAAGGAUAGAAGAAGGUCGAGCCACUCCCAUAAGUUGAAUCUGAACCUAUAUUGAAAGGCAUCAAUCUCAGAAUUGAAAAAGGACAAUUUGUGGCAAUAGUGGGAGAUGUUGGUUCUGGAAAAUCCUCAUUAAUUCAAGCGUUGUUGGGUGAAAUGAUUUACAAAGAAGACAAACCAAGAAUCCAAAUAAAUGGUUCGUUUGCGUAUGUGAGUUAAAAGGCUUGGAUAUAAAAUGCCACAGUCAAGGAAAACAUUCUGUUCGGAUUACCUUUCGAUUAAACCAAGUAUGAUGAGGCCAUCAAAUUUUCUUGUCUGAAAGAGGACAUCAAGAUCCUAGUCAAAGGAGAUCAGACCAUGAUUGGAGAAAAAGGAGUCAACUUGUCAGGAGGUCAAAAAGCAAGAGUCUCUUUGGCUAGAGCCAUUUAUAGCAAUUGCGACAUUUAUUUAUUAGAUGAUCCCAUCAGUGCAGUUGAUGUGCAUGUUGGCAAAUUUAUCAUCUAUGAAUGUUUGAAUGGCUAUUUGAAAGAGAAGACGAGAAUCUUAGUCACUCAUGCUCUCAACUAUUGUCAAUACACUGACUAUGUCUAUCUGAUGGACAGUGGUACUAUUGCUGAAUAAGGCACUUUUGCUGAAAUCAAAUAAAGUGAGCAAUUCAAGAAGGUUUAUCAGAAAUUUUACAAGGAUGCCAAAAAUGAUGAGGAAUCUUAAGAAUAAGCAAAUGAAGCAGAACAAGCUCCGGCUGCAGAAUUAAAAUUGGAGAAAAAAUAAUCCUCUUAAAAAGAAACACCAAUUUCUCCUUAAACUAAAGAUGAAGUUGAUGAACUUAUGUUAUUAGAAGAUAGGAAUAAAGGCUCGAUUUCAAUUGAAAUCUUAUCCACCUACAUUCGAUUGACUGGAGGCUUCCUUUUCGCAGCUUUCUUGAUCUUCAUGAUGCUCUUAUGGGAUGGGUGUUAUGUUGGUUCUUCAUUAUGGAUGGCUCAUUGGACUCAAUAAGCUAGUGAAGAUCUUAUCACCGGAUAAGAAACCAAUAACUACUUCUAUUUGACCAUCUAUUCAGUGCUCUCUUUAAGUUAUGGAAUCUUGGCAUUCCUUAGAUCAUGGGCCUUUGUGAUCGUCAGUUGCAAUCAGGCCAACAAUAUGCAUAACAAAAUGGUUAGUUGUUUAAUGUAUGCUCCACAAUGUCAAUUCUUUGAAAGAGUUCCCUUGGGUAGAAUCAUGAACAGAUUGACAAAGGAUUAGAACGUUCUAGAUUCAGAACUCCACUGGACAUUCAAUUGGAUGUUAGUUCAAGUAUUUCUAUUGUUAGCCAACACUUUCUUAAAUAUCUAUACCAGUUCCCCCUGGGUUGCCAUCCCCAUGGUAAUCUACUUUUUCUUAUGUUGGAAAAUUUAGAGAAUAUACAUGGCUGCAAGUAGAGAGCUCUUCAGACUGGAAGCAAUCAGCAAAAGUCCAAUUUUGAGUUAUUUCUCAGAAUCAAUCAUGGGAAUCACUACCAUCAGAGCUUUCUAGAGACAAUCCUAGAUCAUGAAUAAACACGGAAACAAUCAAGAUCUAAAUCGUAAGAUAUUCUUAGAACAGAUCGCUGCAAAUGCUUGGUUUGGAUUGGUCCUUGGCUUAUCGAGUUUCAUGGUCAAUACCACAGCUAUUGUAUUUUGCAUGUUCUAUAGUACUAAAAAUCCUGCAUAUGCUGGUUUAUUAAUGACUUAUGCAUCCACCUUGGAUCAAAAUAUCAAUGGAACAGUCCAAUGCUUAGGACAUGUGGAGAAUGGAUUAAUUUCUUUCGAAAGAUGUGUUGCUUAUACCAAGUAUUUUAAUUUAUUGAUUGUAUUUUAGAGUAAAACCAGAAAAAGGAUAUGAGGCUGCAGUUAAAAGAUAUCAAAACAAUUAGGCUUAUAGAGAUCAAUACAUACCAUAAUGGCCUAAGAAUGGAAUUAUAGAAUAUAAAAAUUAUUCAGUUCAAUACAGGGAAGGAUUGCCUAUGGCUCUAAAGAAUAUGAGUAUUGUUAUCAGUCCAAGAGAAAAGGUUGGUAUCGUAGGUAGAACAGGAGCUGGAAAGUCAACCAUUACUUUGACUAUCUUGAGAAUCUUAGAAGCAAUGAAUGGGUAGUUAUUGAUUGAUGGCCAUGAUAUCUCUACCAUCUCUUUAAGACAACUCAGAGAAUCAAUUACAAUGAUUAUGCAAGAUCCAACCUUGUUCAGUGGUACCAUCAGAGAUAACAUUGAUCCAUUGAAUCUAAGAACUGAUGAAGAAGUCUUAUAAGCCAUUAACAAAUGCUGUUUGACUGAAUUGAUUGAAUCAAGAAAAGGAUUAGAAACUCACAUCAAUGAUCACGGAGACAAUUUAAGUGCUGGAGAGAAAUAGCUUGUUUGUAUUGCCAGAGCAGUCCUCAAGAAAAGUCCUAUUGUCCUAAUUGAUGAGGCCACUGCCAAUAUAGAUAUUGAUACAGAACAUAAGAUUCAAGAUACCAUUCAAAAUGCCUUUUCUGAUUGCACUGUCAUCACCAUUGCUCAUAGAAUCAAUACCAUACUUCAUUGUGACAAGUACAUAUAUUCUCUAUUUUCAAAAGGAUUCUCGUUCUAGACAAAGGAGAGGUUAAGGAAUUUGGAUUCACUAAAGAGUUAUUAAACCAACCUGCCUCCUUAUUCUAUGGAAUAUAUUAAGAAGCCUUAAAGGAAUAAAGUCAUUGAUAAUGCAUAAUUAAAUUCUGUACACAU
Paramecium octaurelia is the source of this 4384-nucleotide messenger RNA. NCBI's taxonomy places the organism in Eukaryota, Ciliophora, Oligohymenophorea, Peniculida, Parameciidae. The record is from the annotation of a GenBank genome assembly.